GGAUGGUCGGGCUAGUGGAUCAAACAAAUUGGAAUCUCAAAGAGUGGGAGACAUCAUGUUAAAAAAUAUGAAUAUGUUAAAGAUGUAUGACCAGUAUCUAGAGGGACACUAUGGUAUCUUGGAGGGCUUGGAGUCUUCAUUCCGCAAGAACCGGCGAUUUGAGCAGGUUUAUCGAGAUUUUGAAAUGCAGAAAGUUUGCUACUUGCCUCUAACUUCCUUCAUUCUGAAGCCACUUCACCGUCUUCAGCAUUAUCAUCUUCUCCUUGAUCGUCUAGUGAAACACUAUGGUAGUGCAAACCAUCAUGACUACCGAGAGUGCAUGACUGCAAAAGCCAAGCUCAAUCAAGUCAUCAAGGGCAUGGUUCCUUCUCUGGCUGCCUCGGAAAAUUUGGUAAAAUUGGUAGAAUUGCAACGUGACUUGAUUGGAAUUGACAACUUGAUACAGCCUGGCCGGGAAUUCUUAAGAGAAGGCUGCUUACAAAAGCUGUCUCGUAAAGGGUACCAGCAGCGCAUGUUUUUCCUGUUUAAUGACGUUCUGCUAUACACAAACCGAACUACAACUCCAGUGCUACAGUUCAAAGUGCAUGGUCAGCUGCCUCUCCGAGGUGUGAUGGUUGAGGAAACAGAGAGCCGCAUGGGUGCUACCAACUGUUUUACAAUCUAUGGAGGCAACAGAGCUUUAAUGGUUGCAGCUAAUAGUGAAGAAGAAAAAUCCAAGUGGCUUGAAGAUCUCACAAGAGCUAUUAACCAGGCAAAGUCUCGCCCUGAUGAUGCCUUCCACUACCUCUCCCUAAAAUCUAUUAGUUCAUCAGAUGAGGUUUUGGACCGAAGUGAAAGCAGUGUGAUGGAGGAUCCUCUAAGCCCUACAAGAGGAAUCGGUGACAAAGGCUCUUCUCCCCAGCAGCGAUCCAACACAACGGUCCAUGUUUGCUGGCAUCGAGCGACAAGUGUUUCUUCCCAUGAUUAUUCCCUUGCUGUUCAGAAUCAGCUUAGCGGCUACCUGCUACGUAAGUUUAAAAACAGCAUGGGUUGGCAGAAACUGUGGGUUGUUUUUACCAACUUCUGCCUCUUCUUCUACAAAACUUUCCAAGAUGACUUCCCUCUGGCAUCUCUCCCACUACUGGGGUACACAAUUACCACGCCGGGAGAGGACGACCAGAUUCAGAAGGAGUUUGUCUUCAAGCUUCAGUUUAAAAAUCAUGUCUAUUUUUUCAGAGCUGAAUCAGAGUUUACAUUCUCUCGCUGGAUGGAAGUGAUAGCAACUGCCACACAAAACUCCGCACGGUCUCGUCUCUUUAGUAGGAAGGAGAGUGAGAAUGAGAGCAUCAGGCUGUGAAAUUGAAAAUUGUAGCUCUUUAUUGCAUCACUGCUCAAGGACGCAUCUCCAAAUUUAAAUGUCAAUAAUUUGAUAUAUAAAAAAUAGCUUGUACAAAUUAAACAUCCAUAUUAAUUUUUUCCCAGUACCGGCAGUGGUUCUAAAAAUAAGCAAGAUACAGUUACUUAAAUAGAGAAAUGAAGAAUGUUUGUGUACAUUUUUUCAAAUAUCCUUUUAAAGAAAUUGCAAGUAUUUUAUUUAAGUAUUAAAAUAUAUUAACAGCUGAAACUAUAUGAAUGGCUAAUGCAUAUCUAUAAAGUAAUUUUCUGAUAUUUUUAUAGUACUAAGAACUUUUGUAAAUACUGUAAUAAAUAUAGGUGAAGGCCUAUCACUUCAAAACUAAGGCUUUGAGUGUAGAUGAAAAGCUCUUUUCUUGGUUGCUUCAUCAGGCAAGGUUCUACACAGAUUUAUAAUGGAUCCAGCCAUGAAUGACUUACAAUGAAAACUCUUCCAGCACCAACAAGACCACCAAAGAGAAAGCCUUUAGGGAGCUUAAAGAAUUAGUAAUAAAGUUGAGUGCAUGCAUUGUAGCACCGGUGCACUGCUGUGGUGCAGCACCUUGUCUAAGGAAGUACCAAGUUGUAUAGUUCACACAAUGUUAAGUAUUGCAAAUUUUAUGUAAAGACUGUUUCUUACAAAAGUAGCAUUAUUGCAGAAAUUUAUUUUUAGAGAUCAAUGUGUAUAGCGUUUCAAUAAUAAUGACGUUUUUGUUCAGCUAGUGGUAAACUCAUGUCACUGAAUUUUAUACAAAAAUGCCCGUUCAUUGAUGUACAGAACCAAACACCCAAGUGUUGUUCAGCAAGAUAUAAUUUAUAUAUAUACAAGUUUGUGAUUGCAUCAUAUCAUUUUUGUACUUCCCAAUCAGGAUUUGUGACAAAUUAAAUAGUGUGACAGUGCUAUUUAAUAUUAUGGUGCAUCUUUCCAAUGUUGAAAGUUAGCAACAAGAUUUAUAAACACCAUGAUAACAGCAAAAUAGGUUGUGUACUAAUAAGUUUAUUGCUCACUGGAAAUAGCAUACAAUAGAUUUAAUGUAAAAACUUCAUAAAUAUACUUAUUCAUUUAUUCAAUCUAAACACUGGUUUAGCUAGGUUAUGUAAUUGUUUAUAGAUGUUAUUUAAAGUUGUGAUGACUAUUAUUAGAUAGAAUUCAUACAUACUAAUGGAAUUGAUCAGUUUGUAUUAUCUAACUAAUUAUGUAAAGAAUUAUUUGGGGGUCCUAGUCCACAUUGUGUCAUAGUUGUCAAGUUAAAUGUGUACCAAAAACGGAUAAAAUUCCACAUUGUAGAAUCUCAACUAAUUUUUCCUAUUAGUAGAUAAUUUGUUCAUGUUCAUAUGACAAUUAUGGCAUAUUAUAAUAUGCUCUAAAAGUGAAAAAAAAAGUUUAUCGGCUGACAAGAAAUUAUUUUAAAAUUUAUUCCGAGUACUGUAUGUUGAGGUGAAUAACUUAACACUUGUUGCUCUUAAGUGCCAUGAUUUAAACAAAAUUAAAACAAUGCAAUUUAUUUCUAUUUUUUUGCAUACGAACUUUGUAUUGAGAUUUCAUAUAAAGUUUUUUUAAUUCUUCUUACAUUGCCUUGUCCCUGCCUUACCACCUUAGAUCUGUAAUAUUGCAAUAAAUAAUAUGGUUAGU
Procambarus clarkii (red swamp crayfish) is the source of this 3004-nucleotide messenger RNA. The record is from RefSeq and is a predicted model, not a curated record. NCBI's taxonomy places the organism in Eukaryota, Metazoa, Arthropoda, Malacostraca, Decapoda, Cambaridae.